CCGCGGCCGCCGCGCUGGCCCCCACGCUCGCUCGCGGCCCCUGGCGCCGCCUCCGCAGCCCGCGCCGCCGCGAUGGCGGAGGACAGCGAGUCUGCAGCCAGCCAGCAGAGCCUGGAGCUGGACGACCAGGACACUUGCGGCAUAGACGGGGACAAUGAGGAGGAGGCCGAGCACGCCAAAGGAAGUUCCAGAGGGGACUUGGGGGCCAAAAAGAAAAAGAAGAAACAGAAGAGAAAAAAGGAGAAACCAAAUUCUGGAGGCACCAAGUCAGACUCUGCAUCUGAUUCCCAAGAGAUUAAGAUUCAACAGCCUUCAAAAGUGUCUGUCUAAUUAUCUGAAUAGCACAACAUCAUCUGGCAGCAGAUUUCAGCGGGAGCAGCCACGGAACCCUGCCAUCCCAAUGCAGAAGCUGCAGGACAUCCAGAGAGCAAUGGAGCUGUUGUCGGCGUGCCAGGGCCCCACCAGGAACAUCGGUGAGGCUGCCAAACACAGAUACCAGUUUUGGGACACACAGCCAGUACCCAAACUAAAUGAAGUGAUAACAUCUCAUGGUGCAAUCGAAGCAGAUAAAGACAAUGUGCGUCAAGAACCGUACUCCUUGCCACAGGGCUUUAUGUGGGACACUUUAGAUUUGGGUAAUGCUGAAGUGCUCAAGGAGUUAUACACUUUGUUAAAUGAGAAUUACGUGGAGGACGAUGACAACAUGUUCCGGUUUGACUAUUCGCCUGAGUUCCUGCUGUGGGCUCUGCGUCCCCCUGGCUGGCUUCUUCAGUGGCACUGUGGAGUCAGAGUGUCUUCGAACAAAAAACUGGUAGGGUUCAUAAGUGCCAUCCCAGCAAACAUUCGGAUUUAUGACAGUGUGAAGAAGAUGGUCGAAAUCAACUUUCUUUGUGUUCAUAAAAAAUUGAGAUCAAAACGGGUAGCCCCAGUGUUAAUUCGAGAAAUAACUAGGAGGGUGAAUCUGGAAGGGAUUUUUCAGGCCGUUUAUACUGCUGGUGUGGUUCUUCCGAAGCCAGUGGCCACUUGCAGAUACUGGCAUCGAUCACUAAACCCCAGAAAAUUGGUAGAAGUGAAAUUUUCUCACUUGAGUAGAAAUAUGACUUUACAGAGAACAAUGAAGUUGUACAGACUUCCAGAUGUGACAAAGACUUCAGGCUUGAGACCAAUGGAACCGAGAGAUGUCAAAGCAAUUCGAGAAUUAACCAACAGUUACCUGAAGCAGUUUCACCUUGCCCCGGUGAUGGAUGAAGAGGAAGUAGCCCACUGGUUCCUCCCCCAGGAGCACAUUAUUGACACGUUUGUAGUGGAGAUUGGAUUUAUUCUACUGAAUUCUUCGAGUUCAGUGAUUCUGUCCUCUGUCAUCUCCACUCUACUGUUAAGGCCAUCUAUUAAGAACUCCAGUGGUAAACUUACUGACUUCCUGAGCUUCUACACACUCCCCUCCACAGUCAUGCACCACCCUGCUCAUAAGAGCCUCAAGGCUGCCUACUCCUUCUACAACAUUCACACAGAGACGCCCCUGUUAGACCUCAUGAAUGAUGCGCUCAUUAUAGCUAAAUUGAAAGGAUUUGAUGUAUUCAAUGCACUAGAUUUGAUGGAAAAUAAGACAUUCUUGGAAAAACUCAAGUUUGGAAUAGGAGAUGGUAACUUACAGUAUUACUUGUACAAUUGGAGGUGUCCAGGAACAGAUUCUGAAAAGGUUGGACUUGUAUUACAAUAGAUGGAUGUUUCCUUUCCUAGAACUCUGAUAUCAUCCAUCAUUUGUUAAUAUUCUAUUUAAUGAUUCCUGGAACUGUCAAUCCAAAGAAUAAAAGCACAACCUAAGUGAAAUCGAUGCAGUCAGUAAUAAUUGGAAAAGAUGAAAAACAUUCGUAUGUGACCAAUACUACAUAUGUCUAGCUAGAAUGUUAACAUUCUUCCUUUUUUUCACUGUUUACCCAUUUGAAAGAGGGAUGAAAGGGUACAAAGAGCACAUUCCUCUAGUUUUCAAACUUUUGACCGUCUCUUAAAGGUGUUUUUCCAUUCUCUAGAAAGGGACUUUUAUGGACAGAACUGAAGUCAGAGUGGGUAAGAAAACCUUUGCUAAUGUGUGGAGAUAAACUGCUGCAUUUCUGUUUAUCAAGUGAUGGUCUUUUUGUCCAUGUAACAGAAUAAAGAAUCCAAUUGGGAAAUUUUUCCUCCUAUCA
This is a messenger RNA of Pipistrellus kuhlii (Kuhl's pipistrelle), 2186 nucleotides long. RefSeq names its product N-myristoyltransferase 2 (gene NMT2). Gene Ontology annotation, biological process: N-terminal peptidyl-glycine N-myristoylation. The record is from RefSeq and is a predicted model, not a curated record. Gene Ontology annotation, cellular component: cytoplasm. The transcript is spliced from 14 exons. NCBI's taxonomy places the organism in Eukaryota, Metazoa, Chordata, Mammalia, Chiroptera, Vespertilionidae. The coding region runs from base 155 to 1720 and encodes 521 amino acids. Gene Ontology annotation, molecular function: glycylpeptide N-tetradecanoyltransferase activity.